AUGGGACAAAGUAAUCCUAAAGAUAAUAGAAGAUAGGUUAAGGGAGGUAUAUUUAUCUAACUUUAAAAAACCAGUUUUAUAAGUAAUGAAGUUGUAUAAGGUUAGUUGAAUAUUAAUAUAGAAGAACCGUUUUAAGGCCAUAUCCUUUAAGUAACUUUAAAAGGUCUAGAGGAAACUCAGUUUACAUACACUGUUAAAAGGGGUAAACAUAGAAGAACUGUUUUUGCUAAGGGUUAAAAUGAAAUAGUUAAUUUUUCUAUGCCUAUUUAUGAUUUCGCUUAAGGUUAAAAUAGUUCAGCCUUCAUAAUAAAUCCAUGCUAAGUUGUUAUACCGUUUUAAUUAUGUAUUGCUGAUAAGCUCCCUUCCUCAAUGAAUUAUUUUUAUAACUCAAAUAACCAAUGUUCUAUAAAAUAUUCUAUAAUUGCUCAAAUCAUUCCAACAGAGGCUAAUGUAAAGCCAAUACAAGGGAGCUAAGAAAUAUUUAUAGGAUAAUAAAUAUCAACUUAUUAUUUAUCUAAUAAUACCACAUCAAUUUAGCAACCUGUGAUAUGCUGCUGUUGUAAGUCAGGAUAAAUUAAUUAUAAUAUAACCACGAGCAGCAGGUGUUUUUCUCCUCAAGAAACUAUAAAUCUGAAUAUGGAUAUUGAUUUUAGCUAAUACAGCAAACAAGUAAAUAAAUUGACUGUUAAGCUUCUUGGUUAACUUACUAUGAAGGCUAAUACUGCUGAUAAAACUAAAGUCCUCAACAUAGCAGAAAAAAGUAUUGAAGUAAAAGUCGAGUAAUCAAAGAUGAAGUAAGAAGUUCAAUUUCAAGUCCCUUCUGAUAUACCUUUAUCAUCAUAAGGUGAAUUAGUUUAAGUAGUUUAUCAAUUAUAAUUAAUUCCUCAAAUUAGCACUAUUUGUUGUGUUUCUGAUAGUUCUCCUCAUGAAAUAAAAGUUUUUAUAAAUCCUAGCUCAAAUUUACUAUAAAAUAGCUAAUAAAAUCCUCCACAACUUUAAAUCUAAGCACCUCCAAACUGGAAUCCUGUAUAACUGUAACCUAAUUAAUUAAACUAUAGUUAAGCAAACUGUAUUCAAGACAAAUCAAAUAUCUAAUCUCAAAAUCAAUUUAACUAGUAUCCAUAUCAACCUCAGUAAUCAAAUAAUUUAUAUAACAUUCCUAAUUCCAUGUUGGUUUAAAUAUAACCAACUGGUUAACCACAAAUGAUAAAUUAAAACUAAUAGUUCCUAUGA
Tetrahymena thermophila SB210 is the source of this 1233-nucleotide messenger RNA. Its product is annotated as arrestin. The transcript has a single exon. Gene Ontology annotation, biological process: protein transport. The record is from RefSeq and is a predicted model, not a curated record. Gene Ontology annotation, cellular component: cytoplasm. NCBI's taxonomy places the organism in Eukaryota, Ciliophora, Oligohymenophorea, Hymenostomatida, Tetrahymenidae.